Molecule: messenger RNA, 1511 nt
Organism: Cuscuta campestris
Lineage: Eukaryota; Viridiplantae; Streptophyta; Magnoliopsida; Solanales; Convolvulaceae
Source: the annotation of a GenBank genome assembly
AGUACACCACAAUACGAAUCCACAAGAAGAGGGUUUUCUUCUUCUCCUCCGGCAUUCAUUCAUACGCUAGGAACACACCUUCAUACUGAAAUCUCAGUGGAAUUCGAAGAAAUUACAGUUGAUUAAAGAUGCAAAACGGAGGCGAUGAGGUUAGCAUCGAAGAAUUGGCUACGAAUCUGUCAACUUACCGAGAACAGCUUCAACAGGUUCGUGCACUGUUGAAGGAUGACCGUAGCAAUUCUGAAUAUUUGGACAUGGAGAAGGAACUUGUCGAGUGAUGGAAUUAAAGAAUACCAAUGACUGAGGAAACAUAGUUUUACCCUUGGGUUUGAAAAGGUCUGCAAUGUCAUGAUGGCCCGCCUGCAUCUGUCUCAUCAUUUCAAACGUCUUCUGAGAAUCUAAGUCUAAAAUUUGAUAAAAUUCACUGAUUUACUUCUCUGUAAUGCAAAAAUUUUCUCGCUUAAUUUGUACUCUGCUAAGUUCUUGUGAAUGCAGGUUAUUGCUUUGACAGAAGAGCUCCUUGCAACUGCAAAACAAAAUGAAGAUUUUGAACUAGGUACGGGGAAUAGUGCUGAUGCAUCAUAUGAUUUUGGCCAUCCAGGGAGCACUUCGAGUAUGCAGUUUCCUGUUGGCACCAAAGUACAAGCUGUUUGGAGUGAGGAUGGAGAGUGGUACAAUGCAACCAUUGAGGCACAUACUUCAAAUGGCUAUCUUGUAGCUUAUGAUGGGUGGGGAAAUAAGGAAGAGGUAGAUCCAGAAAAUAUUAGGCAAAUUCAAGGAGAGGUCAAUCCUUUGGAUGAAGCUGAAAAGAUUGCUGAGGCCACAAAACAGGCCCUGAAGCGGAAGAUUGCACAGGCUUCUGUCAUUGAAUACCAGUCUAAGAGUCUACCAGCAAAGCUCCAUAUUGAUCCCAAUGACCCGGAAGAUGUGAAAGCUUCGAAGAGAAAGAAGAUCCAUGCUUUCAAGUCAAAAAUGCGGAUAGAGAAACUUGAGGUAGCCCAAAACAAGAGGCAAAAUGCUUGGCAGCAAUUUCAGUCGACAAAAGGCUCUACUAAGAAGAUCGGAUUCUUCUCGGGUAGAAAGCGGGAAAGCAUCUUCAAGUCUCCCGAGGACCCUACUGGAAAGGUCGGUGUGACUGGAAGUGGGAAAGGUUUGACAGAUUUUCAGAAGAGGGAGAAGCAUUUGCAUCUUAAAGGUACCUCUGCUGAGGCUUCUGAUGACUACUAGCCCUAAAAAUUUAGCCCCAAUUCCUAAUGUUGUGCCUUUAAAAAAAUAUAUAUUUAACUGAUACAAUUUUUAGGAGUGAUAUCCCAAAAUCCAUCUUUGUAUUUUUUUAGUUUUUCCUUUCUUGAAAAUUUAAAAAAUAUGAUACUGCAAAGUUGUUGCUCAUCUCUUGGCAAAUCGAGUGUAGUUUCUUCCGUUCUCUGGUUCUAGUUUGCAAUUCGUGAUCCAUUCGUUUAUGGCCAAUGUGAAACUCGGAAACAACGAUGAAAGAAAAUUUGGAACUUGAU